Messenger RNA from Cyprinus carpio (common carp), 1458 nucleotides. RefSeq names its product max dimerization protein 1-like (gene mxd1). The coding region runs from base 661 to 1458 and encodes 265 amino acids. Lineage: Eukaryota; Metazoa; Chordata; Actinopteri; Cypriniformes; Cyprinidae. Gene Ontology annotation, biological process: regulation of transcription by RNA polymerase II. Gene Ontology annotation, molecular function: DNA-binding transcription factor activity, RNA polymerase II-specific; RNA polymerase II cis-regulatory region sequence-specific DNA binding; protein dimerization activity. The record is from RefSeq and is a predicted model, not a curated record. The transcript is spliced from 6 exons.
UGCCUGUUUUUCUUCCAGACUCAACGGUGGUCUCUAGUUAACAGCGUUUGCUGUCAGUAUCAGAGCCUAAAACUGACCAAGCGCAGAACUAAAGCCGUGAUCUCUUAUCUGUUUGACAGCUCAUCUAUAAAAGUCUUUAGACCUUCCUGAGUGUCACCACUUACAUGCUUUCAGGAAGACUUGCCAGAUUUUGCAAACCUGGAAGGGUUUUUGUUGUUCGUCUCGUGUUGUCCUCCCAGUUUUAACAUUUGAUUUAAUAUCUCGUUUAAUAUGAACAAGACUAGUUAAUUUAGUUGUUUUUGGCAGCUGAGGGACGUUUUUAUUCAGUUUUUAUCAUCCAGCUAUUUGGAAACCAGCGUGUUUAUUUGUUAGAUUUUUUAUUCACCAUUUUUGAGAGCCCCCACUACCAUUUUUUUGUACACGUUUCUGAUUUUCUGAAAUAGCAACAAACCCCUACUAAACAUUUCCUUCGCUGUCUUAUACAAAAUAUAUAUAUAUAUAUAUAAAUAUAUAUUGUAAAUUCGCCUGACUGGAUUUUUCUUAGUCGAAACGCUGGAGGAGAAAGAAGCGUGAUUAAACGAAAGGCUGCUAGGUGUUUUUUUCCUCGUUUAUUUCUGACCCGGAUUGUCCUUUUUUUUUUAUCGGUGUUUAAUGCCUAAAAUGACGGCUGUUGAGAAACUGCAGAUGUUGAUCGAAGCAGCUGAAUAUCUUGAUCGAAGAGAAAGAGAAGCGGAGCACGGCUAUGCCUCCAUGUUACCCUUCACCAGCAAUAAAGAGAGGGAUGGCUUGAAACGAAAAAUCAAAAACAAGAAAAACUGCAGCAGCAGGUCUACACACAACGAGAUGGAGAAGAACAGGAGGGCACAUUUACGACUGUGUUUGGAACGCUUGAAAUCCCUCGUGCCCUUAGGACCAGACUCCAACAGGCACACAACCCUCAGCCUACUUAUGAGGGCUAAGGAACACAUCAAGAGGUUGGAGGAUAAUAAACCUUUGGGCUCUUCAGACAGAUCUGACUCCGACCAAGAGGUGGAUGUUGACGUGGAAGGAACAGACUAUCUUCUGGCAGACCUGGAGUGGAGCAUGAGCAGCGUGAGCGACUCGGACGAGCGAGGAAGUUUGCGCAGCAGCUGCAGUGAUGAAGGCUAUUCCAGUGCCAGUCUCCGUCGACUCGCUGACCCUCAGGACAAGAGCCCUGCGCUGGCCCUGGUGUUCUGGAAGAGCACAAAGUCUCCUAGAUCUACCCCUACCAUCACUCCACGGAGACCAGCUCCCUCUAAUACUCUUACCUGGAGCGUUGCUCGUAGGAAAGUGUUGGAUGUGCCAGUGUCCCUGACCAGACCUCACCGACCUCACCGCCUUCGUCCAAUCAGAUCGUCCCCGGCCAUGUUGCCUUUGCUCGCUCCCAUCACGCCGUCCUGGAAGAAAAAACCCUUAAAGACCUCACAGAGGCCAUGA